GUUGGGAGCGCUGGGUCUUACUCCAGAUUAGGUGCUGUCCCCGUUGCUCACCUGUCUGAAAGGCGGCAGUGGAGGCCGUGCCGGUCUCCGCUGCACCUGCACAAUCUGAUGGCGGCGGCCACGCUGAGGGACUUGAUUCAGGUUCCCAUUACUACAGAAGUGCUUACGGACUUAUCACAGAUGAGCAGAGUGUGUUCUAGGGUACCCAUGACUACAGAAGCACUUAUAGACUUAACACAGGACUGUGUGACCUUUGAAGAUGUGGCCAUUUACUUCUCUGAGGAAGAGUGGGGGCUGCUUGAUGAGGCUCAGAGGCUGCUGUACCUCAGUGUCAUGCUGGAGAACUUUGCACUUGUAGCCUCACUAGUUUGCUGGCAUGGAAUGGAGGACAAAGAGACACCUUCUGAUCCUGUUUCUGUAGAAGGAUUAUCAUGGGUCAGGAUGCCAAUGGCAAGUCCUUCAACCCAGGAGACUCAUCCCUGUGAAAUGUGUGUCCCAGUCUUGAAAGACAUUUUGCACCUGGCUGAUCAAACUGGGCAGAAACCAUACUUGAUUGGCACAUGUGCAAACCAUCACCAGAACCAGAAUUGUCAAAACUCAGAGAAAACCUUGAAAGGGGACCUAGACACAGCCUCCUUUGUGAAGAGCUGCAGAUCCCAUGUGUCAGGGAAGGCCUUCACCUGUGGGGAGUUUGGAAAAGACCUUGCAUCCACAUUGCAAUUUCUCCAUCCCCAGGCCAUUCCCAAUGGUGAGAAGCCAAACACAAUCGCUGAGUGUGGGGAAACCUUUCAUACUGAAAUAAACCAUUACAAGUGGGGUGAAUGCAAAAGAGCUUGCAGCCUCAAACACACUCAUAUUCACCACUCAGGAGUCUAUGCUAGAAAAAGGCUUUAUGAAUCUACCAAAUGUGAAGAAGCCUACUGCUGCAAGUACUCACAUGCUCAGCUCCAGAAAGUCUACAAUGGAGAAAGGCCUUACGAGUGUAAUGAAUGUGGGAAAUCUUUUAGCCAAACUUCCCACCUGAAUGACCACCUCAGAAUCCACACUGGAGAAAGGCCUUAUGAGUGUGGCCAGUGCAGGAAAUCAUUUAGCCAAAGAGCCACACUCAUUAAACAUUACAGAGUUCACACUGGAGAAAGGCCUUAUGAGUGUGGGGAAUGUGGAAAAUCCUUUAGCCAAAGUUCCAACCUUAUUGAACAUUGCAGAAUUCACACUGGGGAAAGACCUUAUGAGUGUGAUGAAUGUGGAAAAGCCUUUGGGUCCAAAUCUACUCUUGUUCGGCACCAGAGAACACAUACAGGAGAAAAGCCUUAUGAAUGUAGUGAAUGUGGGAAAUUCUUUACACAAAGCCAUAGUCUGCUUGAACACCGAAUAAUUCACACUGGAGCAAGGCCUUAUGAGUGUGACCAGUGUGGGAAGUCCUUUAGUCUAAAAUAUGGCCUCAUUCAACACCAGUUAAUUCACAGUGGAGCUAGGCCUUUUGAGUGUGACCAGUGUGGGAAGUCCUUUAGUCAAAGAACUACCUUGAAUAAACAUCACAAAGUUCACACUGCAGAAAGGCCUUAUGAGUGUGGGGAGUGUGGGAAAGCUUUUAUGUUCAAAUCCAAACUUGUUCGACACCAGAGAACUCACACUGGAGAAAAGCCUUUCAAGUGCAGUGAAUGUGGGAAGUUCUUUAGACAAAGCUAUACACUUGUGGAACACCAGAAAAUUCACACUGGAUUAAGGCCUUAUGAGUGUGGCCAGUGUGGGAAGUCCUUUAUCCAAAAGUCUGGCCUCAUUCAGCACCAGGUAGUUCACACUGGAGAAAGGCCUUAUGAGUGUGGUAAAUGUGGGAAAUCUUUUACACAGCAUUCUGGCCUCAUUCUCCACCGAAAAUCUCAUAGCAUGGACAGGACUCAUGAAAGAAACAAAUGUGGAAAAACCUUCAGCCCAAAAUCUAACAUUGUUUAGCUCCUGAUAGACCACACUUGAUGAAGAACUUGGGCCUGCAGUGGAUGUGCUCUUUUUUGUUGUUGUUGUUUCUUUUUUCAAUAUUAGAGAGCCUCUGUGAGAGAACCACCUGCAUGAAGUUAAACUUCAGGCUUCUCAAGCAUCCAGGGGGUGAGAGUCCCCAUGAGGUCAGGCCUUAGAAAAGAAGCUGUGCACAUUCUGAACUGACUGGGACCCUUGCCAGUUAUAUCUCUGCUAGCUUCUCUAAUAGAACCAUUUUCCCUAUCACCUUGCUCAGGGUGCAUUGGUCAUCCCAGCAUGCUAAGGAAAGGCAGGUAUCUGUGUUUAAUUCCCUAGAGGAAGUCUUGAUCAGCCUGAAACUUUAGGGAGAAUUUGUUCCCUUUUCUGACAGAUUAAACUAUUCAUAUGACACACAUUUACUAGGAGAACCUGGUCUUCAGUCUGCUGGAGGCUUCCAGGAAUGGCUUCACUUCCUGGAAA
Messenger RNA from Castor canadensis (American beaver), 2433 nucleotides. RefSeq lists its product as uncharacterized. Gene Ontology annotation, biological process: regulation of DNA-templated transcription. Gene Ontology annotation, molecular function: RNA polymerase II cis-regulatory region sequence-specific DNA binding; DNA-binding transcription factor activity, RNA polymerase II-specific. The record is from RefSeq and is a predicted model, not a curated record. NCBI's taxonomy places the organism in Eukaryota, Metazoa, Chordata, Mammalia, Rodentia, Castoridae.